GCUGGGGUGUGGGGCGGAAGCUCGAAUCUGGCGGCGGCGGAAGCGCGGCCCUUGCGGGGCAAGAUGGCGGCGCCCAGGAGGUCUUAGAGGUCGAAUGAGAGGCAGUCCCCACACCAAAGCAGUACUGGAAAGAACUGCAAGAGAGCAGCAGCUAGAGUGUCGAGAUGCUGUCAAGACCAAAGCCAGGGGAGUCAGAGGUGGACCUGCUGCGCUUCCAGAGUCAGUUUCUUGCAACUGGUGCAGCUCCAGCAGUACAACUGGUGAAGAAAGGAAGUAGGGGAGGUGGCAACACUAACCUGGACCAGCCUCUGCUGCAGGACCAUCGGGAUGUGGUGACACUGGACAACCUCCCAGAUUCGCCCCCAGCUUUGGUCCCUGCUCCCCCGAAGAGAGCUAGACCCAGCCCUGGCUGCCCCCUGCCUGAAAAUGAGGAUCCUGAAGAGAGGCUGAACAGGCAUGAUCAGCACAUCACUGCCGUCUUGACUAAGAUUAUUGAACGAGAUACAAGUUCAGUGGCAGUGAACCUGCCUGUGCCCAGUGGUGUUGCUUUCCCCCCUGUGUUUCAUCGCUCACAGGAGAGACAGGGGAAGUCGGCAACAUCUGGUAAGAGAAGCAUCUUUGCCCAAGAAAUUGCAGCAAAGAGAACGUCUGAAACCAGUGUCCCACCAGUUAGAGAAGUGUCUACCCCAGAUCCACCAGAUGGUGCUGCUUCCUGUGAAGCACUCACACCUCGGGAGCAGGGCUCCCAGCUUCCCUGGGGCAGCUGUGGCUUCCAGGGACCCCAUCUGGUCACCGGGAAGGGGCUCGGGAGCAAGAAUGCUGAGCAGGAAGCCCAGACCAUCCAUGAAGAGAAUAUAGCAAAACUGCACGCCAUGGCCCCUGAGGAGAUCCUGCGGGAGCAGCAGCAGUUGCUGGCUCAGCUCGAUCCCAGCUUGGUUGCCUUCCUGAGGUCUCCCAGGCACACCCAUGAGCAAGCAGGAGAGAAGACCACAGAGGAGCAGAGGCCAGGAGGACCCUCUGUUGAGGUCACUGGAGAGGAACCCAUUGUGCCAACUUUUGCAAGUAAGCCCAGGCAGGAAGAAGAUCUGGAUCCAAGAGCCCCAGCUCUGGCCCUGCCUGUGACCCCCGACAAAGAAUGGGUGCACAUGGACACCGUGGAGCUGGAGAAGCUGCACUGGACCCAGGAUCUGCCUCCGCUCCGAAAGAAGCGGACGCAGGAGAGGAUGCAAGCCCGAUUUAAUCUUCAGGGAGAGCUCCUGGCCCCCGAUGUGGACCUGCCCACCCAUCUGGGGCUACACCACCAUGGAGAAGAGGCAGAGAGAGCAGGGUAUUCCCUGCAGGAGCUCUUCCACCUGACGCGCAGCCAGGUGUCCCAGCAGAGAGCAUUAGCGCUGCACGUGUUGGCCCAGGUCAUCAGCAGGGCACAGGCUGGUGAGUUCGGGGACCGGCUAGUGGGCAGUGUCCUGCGCCUGCUUUUGGAUGCUGGUUUCCUCUUCCUGCUGCGCUUCUCCCUGGAUGACAGAGUGGAUGGAGUCAUUGCAGCUGCCGUCCGGGCUCUUCGGGCUCUGCUGGUGGCUCCUGGAGAUGAGGAGCUCCUUGACAGCACCUUCUCCUGGUACCGUGGAGCUUUGGUGUUCCCUCUGAUGCCCAGCCAGGAAGACGAGGACGAUGAGGAUGAAGAUGAAGAGCCUCCAGCAGAGAAAAUAAAAAGGAAGAGUCCUGAGCAAGGAAACCGGCCUCCAUCUGACCUGGCUCGACACGAUGUCAUCAAGGGGCUUCUGGCUACCAACUUGCUGCCUCGGCUGCGCUACUUGCUAGAGGUCACCUGCCCAGCACCAUCUGUGGUCCUUGACAUCCUAGCUGUGCUCAUCCGUCUGGCCCGGCAUUCCCUGGAGUCAGCCACAAGGGUCCUAGAGUGCCCUCGGCUAAUAGAGACCGUGGUUCGGGAGUUCCUGCCCACCAGCUGGUACCCCAUGAGAGCGGGGCCUGCCCCCAGCCUACACAGAGUGCCCUGUGCCGCUGCCAUGAAACUGCUUCGUGUCCUGGCCUCGGCUGGUAGGAACAUCGCUGCCCGACUGCUGAGCAGCUUUGAUCUUCGGAGCCGCCUGAGCCGCUUUCUAGCAGAGGCUCCCCAGGAAAUGGCCUUGCCCCUAGAGGAAGCUGAGGCUCUGAGCAGCGAGGCCUUCCGUCUGUGGGCUGUGGCUGCCUCCUAUGGCCAAGGUGCUGAACUUUACAGGGAGCUGUACCCAGUGCUGAUGCGGGCCCUGCAGGCCGUGCCAGAGGAACUCAGCACACAGCCUGCUCGGCCCUUGUCCAUGCAGCGGAUAGCGUCCUUGCUCACUCUCCUUGCCCAGCUGACCCUGGCCACCAGCAGCACCACCCCUGAACCCAGCAGUGACAGUGCUGGGGCCAGUGUGUCGGCCACCCCUUCCUCAAUCACUUGGACACAGGUGUCCGGGCUCCAGCCUCUUGUGGAGCCCUGUCUAAGACAGACCUUGAAGUUGCUGCCCAGACCUGAGAUGUGGCAGGCCCUGGGCCCAGUGCCCACUGCCUGCUUGCUCUUCUUGGAUGCAUACUACCAGGCCUGGAGCCAGCAGCCAAGCCUGUGCCCAGGGGAUUGGCUACAGGAUAUGGAGCGCCUGUCAGAGAGCCUGCUGUUACCCUUGCUGCACACACCCACUCUGGGCAGCCUGUGGGAUUCUCUUGGGAGCUGCUCCCCUCUCUGCAACCCGCAGUUCUGUGUUCGGGCCCCUGAAGCUCUCCCCAGCCUCGUGUCACUGGGCAGCACAGGAGGCCGCCUCUCUCUCAGUUUGGCUGGCUCAGCCUCACCGUUCCCAUUCCUCACUGCCCUUCUCUGUCUUUUCAACACCUUGGCCCGGAUCCACAAGGGGCUGUGUGACCAGCUGGCUGCCAUAUUGGCCGCCCCGGGACUCCAGAACUACUUCCUCCAGUGUUUGGCUCCCAUGGCUGCCCCACACUUCACGCCCUUCUCUGCGUGGGCCUUGCGCCACGAGUACCACCUGCAGUACCUGGCACUCAUCCUGGCACAGAAAGCGGCAACAGUCCAGCCAGAUCUGGCCAUCAACACUGCCCUCCAUCACAGUCUGGUCUUGGCCUUGCUGAGCCGACUGCUGCCCGGAAGUGAGCACCUUGCCCAUGAGCUCCUGCUGAGCUGUGUAUUCCGUCUGGAGUUCCUCCCGGAAAGAACAUCAGGGGGUCUGGAGGCAGCUGACUUCUCUGACCGGCUGUCCUUAGGGAACAACAAGGACUCGGGGUGUGGGCGAGGCGCUCUGCUGGCUCAGGCCUGCCAGGACCUCCCCAGCAUCCGCAGCUGCUACCUGACCCACUGUUCACUGGCCCGAGCCAGCCUGCUAGCCUCGCAGGCCUCAUACCGAGGGGAGCUGCAGCGAGUCCCCGGCCUGCUGCUCCCUGUGCCGAAGGAGCCGCUGCUGCCCACCGACUGGCCUUUCCUGCCACUGAUCCACCUCUACCACCAGGCCGCAGACACUUCCCUGGGGCUCCCUCCUGCUGACACUAUAGGCACGGCUCUGCGGGCUCUGCAGUGGGUGCUGGUCCUGGAGAGCUGGCGCCCUCAGGCCCUCUGGGCCGUGCCUCCCGCCGCCCGCCUGGCACGGCUCAUGUGUGUGUUCCUCGUGGACACUGAACUAUUCCGGGAGACCCCAGUACAACAUCUGGUGGCCACGCUCCUGGCCCGGCUCUGCCAGCCUCAAGUUCUGCUGGACCUCAAGCUGGAUUGCCCACUACCUGGCCUGGCGUCUUUCCCUGACCUCUAUGCCAGCUUCCUGGAGCACUUUGAGGCUGUCUCUUAUGGGGACCACCUCUUUGGAGCCCUGGUGCUCCUUCCCCUGCAGCGCCGGUUCAGCGUCACUCUGCGCCUUGCCCUCUUUGGGGAGCAUGUGGGAGCCUUGCGAGCUCUGGGCCUGCCUCUGACCCAGGUCUCAUUCCCCCUGUCACAGCUGCCUGUGUCCUUGGAGUGCUAUACAGAGCCUCCCGAAGACAACCUGGCCCUUCUUCAGCUCUACUUCCAGGCUCUGGUUACUGGUGCUCUCUGUCCACGUUGGUGCCCUGUGCUCUAUGCUGUGGCCAUGGCUCAUGUCAACAGCUUCAUCUUCUCUCAGGACCCCAAGAGCUCAGAGGAGGUCAAGGCUGCCCGCAGAAGCAUGCUGCAGAAAACUUGGCUGCUGGCAGAUGAGGGUCUCCGGCAUCACCUCCUCCACUAUAAGCUCCCUAAUUCUGCCCUCCCAGAAGGCUUUGAGCUCUAUCCCCAGUUGCCCCCUCUGCGUCAGCAGUACCUCCAGCAACUGACCUCAGGGAUGCUCCAAAAUGGGGUAUCCAAGGCCUAGUACAGUUGCUAUAGAUGGAGACUUGGAUACAUUCUCCUGGGGUUCACCAACACGUGCCUGACCAAACAAAAGGAUUUCGUGUCCUUAUGGGUGCACAAGAGACAAAGGAACAGAAGGUUUGCCUUCCUGGAAGCAGGCCAUUGGAGCUUUUUUGGAGCAGGGUGAGCCCUACCAUUAUAUACUAUUGUGUGAAGCUCAGGAUCUGGGCCUUCUGAGGGUCUGUACUGUGAGUGAAGGGUGACUUAAUUAUUUAACCCUCUUUUGGGGACAAGGAAAACUAUGGACAUCUCUCCUUCCCCUGCCCCAGACCAGGAUAUAUGAAUGCUGUAGAUGUGUACUGAAAUAAAAAAUUUUUGUAUCUCCUA
This is a messenger RNA of Mustela lutreola (European mink), 4729 nucleotides long. It is a transcript of the gene RPAP1, whose product is annotated as RNA polymerase II associated protein 1. NCBI's taxonomy places the organism in Eukaryota, Metazoa, Chordata, Mammalia, Carnivora, Mustelidae. The coding region runs from base 165 to 4364 and encodes 1399 amino acids. Gene Ontology annotation, biological process: transcription by RNA polymerase II. Gene Ontology annotation, cellular component: nucleus. The transcript has 25 exons. The record is from RefSeq and is a predicted model, not a curated record.